AAUCUGCAUUAGGAUUGAGUCGACAAUUGCCAAAACAACAGCUCUAGCUUCUGUGUUAAUAAUUUGAAGAGAUCUUUUUAAAGUGUAACUACCAAAAAAGAACAUGUCUACUGAGAACCCACAGAGUUUAGUGCCGGAUUGGGUACAACCAGAAAUCUUCCUUGACGUGCUAAAAGAAUCUGUCAAAGGUUUCUCCAAAUCCAAGAGCUUCAAGGCCAGCGCCGCGUUGGCGCCUGGCGAAAAUUACGCGACUAUCAUGCUUCGAGUGAAUAUUCAAGUGGAGCUGGAAGAUGGUUCUGAGAAAGCGGUUUCCUAUAUGUUAAAGCUGCCUCAUCAGUCAGAAAUGUUCCAAAAGAUGUUAGAAGCUAACAAUAUAUUUGAAGCAGAGCGUACAAUAUAUAACACAAUUGUUCCCGAGAUGGAGCAAUUAUAUCGGGAUGCUGGCGUUGAAGUGAAAUUCGGUGCAAAAUCAUAUGACCUGAAAGAUGCGAAGACUGAUUACGUCUUACUCGAGGAUCUAGCUCCUCAGGGCUUUAAGAAUAUGGACCGUCGUGAAGGUUUGGACCAAGCACAUACUGAAGCAGCCCUACGGAAGUUGUCCCAAUGGCAUGCUGCCUCCGUUGUACGUGUUGUCAAUAUAGGACCAUAUCCCGAAAAGUAUAGCACUGGAUUUUACAAGGAAGAAAAUCGUCCGCUGAUCACACAAAUGGAUGAAAGCAUGGCGAAGGGUUUUAUAAAGUACUGUGAAACUUUUGAGGACAACCAUGAGUACGUAAAGCUAAUGAAAUCAUUGCAACCAAAGAUCACUGACUUGGGCUUUAAAAUUUCCAAACCAGACACCAAUGGACUUAAUGUAUUAAAUCAUGGAGACUUUUGGAGUAACAAUAUGAUGUUUACCCAUGAUUCAUUUGAAAAAAUUAAGGAGAUAUACCUGGUAGACUUCCAGAUGCCUAAGUAUGGAACUGUAGCGCAGGAUCUGUAUUAUUUUCUGCUUUCGUCAACAAAGUUUGAGGAUAAGUUGACUAAAUUUGAUUAUUAUAUCAAAUUUUAUCACGACAAUCUUGUGAAAAAUUUGAAGAUUCUUAAGUAUACAAAACCACUGCCAACAUUACGUGAAAUUCACCAAGCACUCUUCAAAUACGGAUUCUGGGGUUAUAUUACAGCGAUGGGAAUCAUGAGUGCAGUUUUGGUCGAUCCCAUAGAAACUGCCAGUUUUGAUAAUUUCUUUAACGAUUCCGAAGAGGGUGCCAGUUUCAAGUCAAUGCUCCACUCUAAUCCUCGUUACCAGAAGCAUAUGAAACUACUUUUGCCUUGGCUUUUAAAUCGCGGUGUGUUUGAGGAUCAUUAUUAUAGUACUUACAAAUUAACUAUGUCGGCUGAAAAACCAUCAAGUAUAGUGCCCGAUUGGGUGCAACCCGACAUCUUCGUUGACGUGUUAAGAGAAUCUGUCAAAGGUUUUUCUAAAAUCAUCAGCUUCAAGGCCAACGGCGGCUUGGCACCUGGAGAAAACUACGCGACUGUCAUGCUUCGAGUGACUUUUCAAGUCGAGCUGGAAGAUGGUUCUGAGAAAUCGGUUUCCUAUAUGUUAAAGCUCCCUCAUCAGUCGGAAAUGUUCCUUAAGAUGCUGGAAUGCAACAAUAUCUUUGAGUAUGAGCGUACUGUGUAUAAAACAAUUAUUCCCGAGAUGGAGCAAUUGUAUCGUGAUGUUGGUGUAGAUGUAAAAUUUGGUGCGAAAUCCUAUGAUCUGAAGAAUGCAAAGUCAGAGUAUGUCUUACUAGAGGAUCUUGCUCCUCAAGGGUUUAAGAACAUGAACCGAAUUCAAGGACUGGAUCAAGCUCAUACUGAAUCAGCCUUGCGGAAGUUAUCGCAAUGGCAUGCUGCCUCCGUUGCUCGAGUUGCCUUAAAAGGUCCCUAUCCAAAACAGUAUAUUGUUGGAUUUUUCAAAGAAGAAAACCUCGAAAUGAUUAAGGAAAUGAAUCAUAAUCUAUCAACGAACUUCCUCAAAAGCUGUGAGACAUACGAGAAUAACGAAGAAUACAUUGAGCAUGUGAGAGCAGCACAGCCGAUGAUCACCGAUAUGUGCUUCAAAAUGUCUGAACCAGAUACAACUGGGCUUAAUGUAUUAAAUCAUGGAGAUUUUUGGAAUAACAACAUGAUGUUCUCUCACGAUUCGAAUGGCCAAAUAGAGCAGAUAUAUCUUGUUGAUUUUCAGAUGCCCAAGUAUGGGAGUGUGGCUCAGGAUCUGUACUAUUUUCUAUUCUCAUCGACUAAAUUUGAGGAUAAGUUGUCUAAAUUUGAUUAUUAUAUCAAGUUUUAUCACCAGAAUCUCGUGGAGAAUCUCAAGCUACUGAAAUACACAAAGCCUUUGCCAACUUUACGUGAAAUCCACAUUUCCCUCUUGAAAUAUGGUUUCUGGGGUUAUCUUACUGCGACGGGUGUUAUGAGUGCUAUUCUCGUUGAUCCCACGGAAAAUGCUAGUUUUGAUAACUUUCUCAGUGAUUCAGCCGAAGGCGAUGCCUUCAAAACAAUGAUCUAUACCAAUCCUCGAUAUCAGAAGCAUAUGAAAUCUAUAUUACCUUGGUUAUUAAAUCGUGGUAUACCCUUGCUUAAAUGCAGAAAAACCAUUAGAGUCGUAUUCGCAAUUCCGAACACAAUAAUGGCAACUGAAGUUUCUGACAAUAAAGUGCCUGCUUGGCUGCAACCCGAAAUCUUCACUGAUGUGUUAAAAGAAUCUUUUAAGGGGUUCUCGAAAGUCAAAAGUUUCAAGGCCGAAAGCGGACUUGCGGCUGGCGAAAACUACACGACUAUCAUGCUGCGAGUGAAUAUUGAAAUCGGGUUGGAAGACGGUUCCGAGAAAUCGGUUUCCUAUAUGCUGAAACUACCUCAUCAAUCGGAAAUAUACCAAAAGAUGUUAGAAGCUAACAAUAUCUUUGAGGCAGAGCGCACAAUAUACAAUACAAUUAUUCCCGAGAUGGAGCAAUUGUAUCGGGAUGUUGGUAUGGAAGUGAAAUUCGGACCGAAAUCAUACGAUUUGAAGAAUGCCAAGACGGACUACGUUCUACUCGAGGAUCUAUCUCCUCGUGGUUUUAAGAACAUGAAUCGACUAGAAGGUUUGGAUCAAGCACAUACUGAAUCAGCUCUUGAAAAAUUGUCCCAAUGGCAUGCUGCAUCAGCUACUCGGGUAGCCAAUUUGGGACCUUAUACAGAUAAGUAUACUAUAGGGUUCUUCAGAGAAGAUGUUCGUCCCCUUAUGACGGAAGUCAACAAUAAUAUAUUUAAUAGCUUCCUAAAGAGCUGCGUCAAAUACGAGGACAAUGAGGAAUACAUAGAACAAGUGAAAGCUGUUGGACUCAAGUUCACUGAUAACUGCUAUAAAAUGGCUGAACCCGAUUUGCCUGGCUUCAAUGCCUUAAAUCAUGGAGACUACUGGAGCAACAAUAUUAUGUUUUCUCAUGAUUCGUUUGGAAAAAUUAAGGAAACAUUUAUGGUAGAUUUUCAGUUGUCCAAAUACGGAAGUGUUGCACGAGAUCUGUACUACUUUCUUUUGUCCUCAACUCCAUACGAGGAUAAAUUAACUAAAUUUGAUUAUUAUAUCAAAUAUUAUCAUGACAAUCUUGUGGAAAAUCUGAAAAAGCUAAAGUACGCAAAACCCUUGCCAUCUCUACGUGAAAUUCACAUCUUGCUUUUCAAAUAUGGUUUCUGGGGUUUUUAUACCGCAACUGGUGUUAUGGGCUCUGUUUUGGUAGACUCCACAGAAAGUGCGAGUAUUGACAACAUUGUCAGCGAUUCAGAUGCGGGAGCUGAUUUUAAGGCAUUGAUCUACACUAAUCCUCGAUAUCGGAAGCACAUUAAAAUGGUUUUGCCAUGGUUAUUAAAUCGUGGAGCGUUUGAAGAAUAUUAAAUCAAACAUAUGUAUGUUAUAUGUGUGUUGAUACUUUCAUAUUUUGAAGUACCUUAAUAAAGUUUUUAUAAGUGUUCUUGGCACUAUCAAUUCUGAUGAGUAAUGCAAUUUUAACAGUAUUAAUGUGAUUAUUACUUUCAAAUAAUGAUA
Messenger RNA from Drosophila sulfurigaster albostrigata, 4051 nucleotides. RefSeq lists its product as uncharacterized. The coding region runs from base 104 to 3901 and encodes 1265 amino acids. The record is from RefSeq and is a predicted model, not a curated record. Lineage: Eukaryota; Metazoa; Arthropoda; Insecta; Diptera; Drosophilidae. The transcript is spliced from 12 exons.